This is a messenger RNA of Acanthamoeba castellanii str. Neff, 2199 nucleotides long. Its product is annotated as Znfinger in Ran binding protein. Bases 1 to 2199 code for a protein of 732 amino acids. The transcript is spliced from 12 exons. Gene Ontology annotation, biological process: exonucleolytic trimming to generate mature 3'-end of 5.8S rRNA from tricistronic rRNA transcript (SSU-rRNA, 5.8S rRNA, LSU-rRNA). Lineage: Eukaryota; Discosea; Longamoebia; Acanthamoebidae. The record is from RefSeq and is a predicted model, not a curated record. Gene Ontology annotation, molecular function: 3'-5'-RNA exonuclease activity; RNA binding.
AUGGCGAUGCUGAGCCAACACGAAUACGACUAUCUGGUCGUCAUCGAUUUCGAGGCCACUUGCGAUGAAGGCGAACAGCCCAAGGUCACGCGCGAGAACCAAGAAAUCAUAGAGUUCCCGUGGGUCGUCAUCGACCUCGUCAAUCAGCAGGUCAUCGACAAGCGACAGAUCUACGUGCGGCCCGAAUGGACCUCUCAACUCACGCCCUUUUGCGUCAAGCUGACCGGCAUCACCGAUGACAAGCUCAGGGAGGCUCCUCUUCUCCACGAGGCCAUGGCUCAGUUCGAUCGCUACGUGGACGACUGCUUCGCGCGACGCGGCAAGACCUUCUGUAUCCUCACCGAUGGCGACUGGGACCUCAAGAUGUGCCUCCUCCAGGAGACGCGCAAGAAGGACAUCGCCCGCGCCCCGCACUACAUGACCUACUUCGACGUGAAAGAGGAGUUCCUCAAGGUGUUCCCGCAGCCGUCCCACUACAAGCCGUCCCUGAUGACCAUGCUCAGGCACUUGAACCUGGUGAUGGAGGGGCGCCACCACUCGGGCCUGUACGAUUGCGUCAACAUCAGCAACAUCGUCCUGGAGUUGAUUCGUCACGGACACUACUUUGGCCAGCCCCAGGUCAUUCCACCGGACUACGAUCCCUCCACCGAUCCGGCCUUUGCCCGCGAUUUCAACCGCACCGGUCCGCCCAUCUUCUUGCGGUUGGCCGAAGGGAGUGAGGAGGAGACAAAGGUCAUCGUAAUGCGCGGUUUGCCCUGGAGCGCGACAGACGCGGACGUGGGCAUGUUCUUCUCCGGUCUGGACAUCGUGCCCGGCGGCAUUCACCUCAUCCACGACCACACCGGCCGCCCCUCUGGCGUGGCCUACGUGGAGUUCAGCUCCGCGGAGGAGGUGAACAACGCGCUGCAGCGGCAUAACGGCUUCAUCGGCUCCCGCUACAUCGAGGUUUACCCGAGCGACGCCAACAGCUUGACGGCCAUCCUCGCCUCGCAGGCCGCCAAGAACGCCCACCAAUCCGAAGAGAUCAGGCCCGGGGACUGGUACUGCAUCAACUGCGGCGACCACCAGUUCGCAUCGAGGAUCGUGUGCCGCAAGUGCUCGACCCCGCGGCCCGCGGAGGACGGCGAGAAUGGCGGCUACGGCGACGCCACCAACAACGGCGGCGGCGGCGGUUUGGUGUUGGACGACGGCAGCGGCAGCGGCGACAAUGGCGGCGAGGGAGAGGAUAACGCCGGCGCCGAGGGCGAGGAGGGCGGCGCGCGCAGACCACAAUUCCAGCCGGGCGACGGCGCACCACAGCACUACAGGGAGCGGGGUGGCCGCAAGGGGUUCAACAGGCACCACCAACAGCAGCAGCAGCAGUUCCAGCAGAUGCACCACCUUCAACACCAGCAGCAGCAGAUGCAUCAACAGCAGAUGCAGCACCACCACCUUCAACACCAACAGCAGCAACAGCAGCAGCAGCUCGGGCAAAUGCCCAACUACUACGCCGCCGCGAGCAACCCCAACUACUACAGCUACUACCAGCAGCUGCUCAACGGGAUGGGCGUGCGGCCGGGCGACUGGCUCUGCGCCUCCUGCAACGAACUCAACUUUGCCUCGCGCCGGGUGUGUCGGAAGUGCAACUUCAACCCGUCCCUCUACUUCGCCCAGUUCCCGGUACACCACAGGGCGCACGACUGGCGGUGUCCCACGUGCGCCGACAUCAACUUCGGGUCGCGCACGGUCUGCCGCAAGUGCGGCACCGCGCAGCCCAUGGCCUUUGCCGCCGCCGCAGCGGCCCCCACCGGUGGCGGACGCGGCAAACCCUCGGGCCGAGGUUAUGGCGGCAGGGGGAUGCGAGGGGGGAGGGGAAGAGGCGGAGCCCACUUCGGCCAGGGCGGCGACGGCGGCGGAGGAGGUGGAGGCGGCGGGGUGGCGCCGUCGAGCUUCCGGCCAGGGGACUGGUUCUGCGACCAGUGCAAGGACCACAACUUUGCGUCGAGGAAGGUGUGCAGGAAGUGCGGCGCCGAGCGAGGGGACGACGUGAUCGCGAUGACGGGCGAGGAGGGCGGCGUGGUGCUCGGAGUGGACGGCGGCAUGGGCGACCCCGCGGCCCACGUGGUGGUGGGCGGCGGCAUGGUCAUGGGCGCGCCCCCGACGACGUCCGACGUCGACGGCUCGCUCGAGGCCGAGCAGCGGGGCGUCUACGGCUGGUAA